UGUAAGAAAUUGCUGCAUGGAAAAAUGGAAGAAGAUGAAGGAACAGUGAUUGUUGUUGAAGAAGAAGAAGUGAAAUGAAGAUGGGUUUACUCACUUCACCGUCUUCCACUCUCUUCUUCUUCUCCUCUUCUCAUUCCAAAUUCAACUUAUUCCACCUUCACCUUCGCAUUCUCACUCUCAAUUCCUUCUCUUCUCUCCGAACCAAACCUCCUUCUCUCACCAAAUGGUCCUCCCUACCACCACCACCAACCACCCACGACGACGACGACUUGUUUGACCCUUUUCCUCCUCACACCGAUGACUCCAAACCCCUCAACGCCAUCGACAGAGUCGUUCACCGCUUGCGGAAACUAGGCUCAAAUUCCCACCACGAUGAAGACGAACCACCUCCGCAUGAUGGGUUUUUGCGGCGAGAAUGGGUUCGCCCUGAUGCUCCGAUGGCGGUGGACACGGUGCUGCCAUGGGAGAAUGAUGAGGAGCUACCGCGGGUGCGUGGAGAGGAUGAGGGAGGAAAAGGGUUGAGGAAGAAAACGGUUAAGGCUCCAUCUUUGGCGGAAUUGGCACUUGGGGUGGAUGAGGUGAAGCGGUUGCGGAGAGUGGGGAUGCUUGUCAAGGAGAGGGUCAGUGUCCCUAAAGCUGGUCUCACGCAGGCUGUGCUCCACAAGAUUCAUAGUCACUGGAGGAACUGUGAGGUGGUCAGGCUCAAGUUUCAUGAGCUCCUUGCUCAGAAUAUGAAGUUGGCUCAACAAAUUGUAGAGCGUCGAACAAGAGGAUUAAUUAUAUGGAGCUCAGGAAGUGUUUUGUGGGUGUAUCGUGGUAGGAAUUAUGAAGGGCCAAUUCCCAGCAACCAAUGGAAUGGAAAGGGAGGUGAUGAUCGCCUUCUUGUGACAGAUGUCUCUCUGGAUAGUAACGCAACUUCCUCUUUGCCGGAAAAGAGUGAUCCAAUUUGGUGGAAUCAACAACAGCCUCAGAAUAUGACGCCGGAGGAAGCAGAGUUCGACAGGAUGCUUGAUGAUUUUGGUCCUCGUUUUGUUGAAUGGUGGGGUACAGGAAUACUUCCUGUGGAUGCUGAUUUACUUCCACCUAAGGUUACUGGUUACAAAGCACCUCUUAGGCUUCUCCCCGCUGGAAUGCGUUCCCGCAUAACCGAGGAUGAGCUGACAAAAUUGCGGAAACUAUCCAAAGCCCUUCCUUGUCAUUUUGCCUUAGGGAGAAAUAGAGAUCUUCAAGGGCUGGCUUGUGCUAUUCUCAAGCUUUGGGAGAAAAGCUUAGUUGCAAAGAUUGCUGUCAAGCGUGGUAUCCAGAAUACAAACAACGAACUGAUGGCAGAUGAGUUGAAGAAAUUAACAGGAGGUGCUUUGUUGCUAAGGAAUAAAUAUUUCAUUGUAAUAUAUCGUGGGAAGGACUUUGUUCCAACCAGUGUGGCUGCUGUUUUAGCUGAAAGACAGGAAUUGACGAAGCAGGUGCAAGAUGCUGAGGAGAAGGUGCGUUGCAGAACUGUUGAUGAGACUCUAUCAGGGGAAGAUGAUGCAAAUGGACAAGCAGGAUCAUUGGCUGAGUUCUAUGAGGCUCAGGCACGCUGGGGAAGGGAUAUAUCUAAUAAAGAACGUGAGAAAAUGAUGAAAGAGGCUACUGAAGCCAAGAAUGUUAGGCUUAUAAAAAAAGUUGAACUUAAACUAGCUUCUGCCCAGGCCAAAAGACUAAGAGCAGAAAAGCUAUUAGCUAAAGUAGAAGCAUCCCUGGUUCCUGCUGUUCCUGAUGAUGAUCGGGAAACAAUCACAGAUGAAGAGCGUAUAAUGUUUCGCUCGGUUGGUUUAACAAUGAAGGCAUACUUGCAACUUGGUACACGUGGUGUUUUUGAUGGUGUAAUUGAAAACAUGCAUCUGCAUUGGAGGCACCGAGAACUUGUUAAAUUAAUAACGAAACAAAAGACCCUUGCCUUUGUUGAAGACACAGCUAGGUUACUGGAAUACGAGAGUGGUGGAAUACUAGUUGCAAUAGAUAGACUUCCCAAAGGAUUUUCUCUUAUCUACUAUCGUGGAAAGAAUUAUAGGCGGCCCAUUAGUUUGUGGCCUAGAAACCUUUUAACGAAGGCAAAAGCAUUGCAGCGAUCAAUAAACAUGCAACGACAUGAGGCUCUGAGUCAGCAUAUAACAGAACUGGAGAAAAAAAUAGAAAAAAUGAAAAAAGAACUUAGUGGGGAUGAAGGCUCUAGUCCCCAAGUUAUCGAUGGUGAUUUUGAUGACAAGAAAGACAGUGAUUGCGAUGAGGAUUAUGAAAUUUCAAGCUUGGAAAAAUGAUGGGUUUCCCUUGAAAGCAGGUUGACAUAUGACGGAUCAGGAUCCUCCGCGAAAACUCUCAUAGGACUGAUGAAGUCAUUCGGGAUUCAACGAAUGAUAUGACCGGUUUGAGUGACUUGUAGGCUGGAUGAUGAAUUAGUGAACGGGUCAAAAUCUGUUAAACUCGGUUUACUCUCAUGAAAACUUGUGACUUUGAACUGAUUGAGAUGGAGAAGGAUUGGAUGAUGACACAAUGCUUGACAGAUUUUGUGACUAUGAUCGCCUCAGCAGAAGGAUUGGAUCUGGAAUGUUUAGUUGCUCUCAAAAUAUACGGUGGCAAGGAAGCUAGAAAUCAACAUACACGCCUUCUCUUUGCAGAAGGCUUUUGUAUAUCCAUUUUGAUUUUCAAUAGAAUGAAAUUUUCAUGUGAGCAACAACAUUUGUACAAAUUUAGGGCCACGGGUAGUGCCAGAGGAAAGUUAUCGGGCUCAAAAAGCAUUUACAAUAGACUUAUAUUUACCUCACCUCAAUUGAACUAUUUUGUUAUAGAUUGUGGUAUGGCAGGGUUCAAUGAAGUUAAUAUAUGAAGCAUUAUAUGA
This is a messenger RNA of Lotus japonicus, 2878 nucleotides long. RefSeq names its product CRM-domain containing factor CFM3, chloroplastic/mitochondrial-like. Gene Ontology annotation, molecular function: mRNA binding. Lineage: Eukaryota; Viridiplantae; Streptophyta; Magnoliopsida; Fabales; Fabaceae. The transcript is spliced from 8 exons. The record is from RefSeq and is a predicted model, not a curated record. The coding region runs from base 75 to 2300 and encodes 741 amino acids. Gene Ontology annotation, biological process: RNA splicing, via transesterification reactions.